UAUCCACUUGUAAGCUGAUUAAGGCUGACUGAUAGUGCGCUUAGACCAACGUUUUAUUCUUUCCCUUCUCUCUUACUUUUUCCAUUUCCCCUCACUCUUUCUAUUAUUCACGACUUCUCUUUCCCUUCAUUCUCACCCUCAGUGCGCUUUUAUAUCGCAGUGGUGCGUACAAUGAUGAACUGUACGGAGGGACAAAGCGAUUCUGCUCCUGGAACUAAUUCUGCUCUUAGCUUUUCAACAAAUUAGUUCAAGAAGGCAAUUUCUAGGAGAGUCAAAUGAUCAACGCUCAAAUUUUCGGAUGCUUACUCGUAUUUUUGCCACGCGGCAGAAAUUUCAUUUUUAGCAGAUCAAUCUGGCAGAACCAUAUUCCUUCUUCACGUAUUUUUAUUUUAUUUGCAAGAAAGGAUAAUAUGAUGCGCCACUGCUUCUUGUCUUGUACGUCGAUCGCUCGAUGGAACGAGCCUAUCCCAUGACGUAUAUACGGUGUUUUUGAGGUGGGAUAAAGCUUGUAAACGGUUAUGGAUACAACCAUGGGAGAACCACAGAGUACAGGAGCACGUUGGGUUUGUCCAAAUGAUCGGCAUUUAGCAUUAAGAGCUAAAUUGCGAACAGGCUGGUCAGUGAAAACCGGAUAUUUAGACUCAAGAUGGGACAAUUAUUCUAAUGUUGGUAGUGCCAACCGUACAGAGCAAUCUUUCGUAUUAACAGAAGAAGAACGACGUACAAUCAUACAAGUGAUUCAAAGAGCGGAGGCGUUGGACUUAUCGGAGCAGAAACGCAUUGGCAGGCUGGUUGAGAGAUUGGAGGACAUGAAGCGCAACGUUCGCAUAAUCACUUCCAGCCGAUCGGACGAGCGAAAAAAUUGCGGUAGCCGAUGUUCCAACGGCUCGCACUGCGUCUGCUCCUGUGCUUUAUGUGGCGAAAAGUUUGGUGUUGUGUUAGGAGCUACACCAACCUUUUGCAAAGACUGUAGGAAAUAUGUUUGCCAAAAAUGUGGCAGAGAGGCUGGUACGUCAAAUGUACUUGCUUCUACUACCACUACAGAAGUUCUAUCUUCGACUACAUGCAACUCGUUCACAAAUGAAUCGAUACCAAAGAGGACCGCAAUACAACGAAUCGUACAGAGGACCUCGAACAAUUCGCAAAAGAUUUUUCUUUGUCGCAUUUGUGCCGAGAGCAGGGAGAUAUAAAUCGUUGGAAUCGAACGAAGCUCAGGACUCCUCAUCGGACGAGGAGGCAACAAAACGUUUGAUUGGUGCACGUAGCUGCUAUUCCUCUUCUCCGAGCUUGCAGGGUAUCCAAGACAUCAACGGUAUAUCCAAACAACAGAUCACGUCUUAUGAUGCUCAAACGCCAAAUGGAUUUUUUAAAGUUAAAAGUCGAUCAAAUGGCUAUUCGUCACCUACAGGCCAUCGAGAUGAGAAUUCUUCCACGACGACAACGAAUAGGUUGGACAAAUUUUCAAUACAUUCACAGUACAGUCGUCUCUCAUCAGCAGCAACCUUACGAACCUCUCGUACGAACGAAAAAAGUACAUGUGAUCAACGUGGCGGCAGUUCCCUCGAUGAUAAUGCGUCGACUGAGGAAAUAAGAUUAGAAGAUAACGGUGACGAGCAGUCUGAUUUCAUCGACGAUUCUCUCGGUUCUAGUGAUCAGUGUAAGAGUUCUCAGGUACAAUCAGUCAGACGAAACUCACUGUCGACUUCGCCACCAAGCACUCUGAUGGAACGGAUUUUGGAGGAGGCUUGGAUGCACGAAAAAAAUGCGGAAUACGAGGCGAAUUGCGCCAAUCAGAUGAACGAUGCGCCUAUCAGCACGUGGUACGUGCAUCACUCGUCGAGGCAACAAACAUCGGAUUAUCUCGAAAUGAUGAGAUCCAAAACGGAGGAAGGUUUUGGAACUCUGGAAAUCUCCUUGCUAUACGACCCAGUGGCUCAGUGCCUCCAGUGCAAAGUGGAACGAGCGUUGGGAUUAAAGCCUAUGGACAUCCACGAUCUCGCCGAUCCAUUUUGCAAAAUCACCAUACUGCCAGUGGGAAUGGGUACAAAUAUCAAGCCAAUAAGAACGAAAACUGUUCACAAGACACGAGAUCCUGUGUUCAACGAGACAGUGAACUUCUACGUAUCGAGAGAUGCCGAUAUGAAGAGUGGCAGAGCCUUACAUGUCAUGAUACUUCAAGACGAUCCGUGGGGAGAAGACUUUCUAGGGGAGGCGAGAUUUCCCCUGUACGAACUAGAACCGUUCCAGACGAAACACUACAAAAUCAAUCUGCAAAAUCAUUAUCCGGUGAGUCGCGAAGAAGAGGCUUGGGGUCUUCAUCGAGGCAAUCGAGGUCAAGUACAACUCACUCUAAGUUACUGUACCCGUCGACGUGCCCUGCUAGUUAUUAUUCAUCAAGCUAUGAAUCUUUUACCCAUGGACAACAACGGGUUUUCUGACCCUUUUCUAAAGCUGUGCCUUGUAGAGAAUGUGAUCGACAAUCGAUGGCAACGAAGUCACGAUCCUCUCGGGCGCAACAGCGCGAAGAAACAAUCCAGCAAGAAGUUAAUCACAGGUCGCAGCUCGUACAGCACGAGCGUCAAGUGGAAAACUCUCAACCCAGAGUGGAACGAAGAGUUCAUUUUUGGGAUUCGAUUAACAGACCUCAUGAAAGUCACGUUAUGCCUCUCUAUGUGGGACAAGGAUUUCGGCAAGCGUAAUGAUUAUCUAGGAGGGCUUGUAUUAGGAUGCAAUAGUAAAGGAGCACGAUUGCGACAUUGGGUAGAUGUUAUCAAAUUUCCCGAUUAUCAGCAUCCUGCUUGGCACAAUUUAACGGAAGUUCUUAUGCCAAUAGAGUAAUAUUUUUCAAUGGCAUAAAUAUAUGAAAUAUGUAGAAAAGUCGGAAAUACUGAUCUCAAUGUUGACAUGUUAAAGAGGCAAUAUAAGGCUAAAGUUACAUCAAUAGAUAUUGCCUAAGGAACUAAUGUCUAUACUGCACAUUAUUACUCAUAUUAAAAUAUGAAAAUAAGUAUAAGAAAGAUAAUUAUAGUCAGUUUUAUUUGUUAUUCUUACUUUUUUCUAAUUUCAAGCAUAAUAUUAAAUUAUUAUAUUAUA
Molecule: messenger RNA, 3093 nt
Organism: Vespa crabro (European hornet)
Lineage: Eukaryota; Metazoa; Arthropoda; Insecta; Hymenoptera; Vespidae
Product: rabphilin-1-like
Biological process (GO): intracellular protein transport
Molecular function (GO): small GTPase binding
Source: RefSeq, a predicted model, not a curated record